CUUAAGUGUGGGGGAAGCAAUGAACCCAUACUGUUGGUCCUGACAAGUUUUUCUUGGCUCCACCUUUGGUUUGCUGAUUGUGCAGGAGCAUGUCACUCGACCAUCCAUUUGUGCAAGACCUGAGCCUGCACCGGGAUUACGCGGACCAGUUCCGCAAGGUCAUCCGGGGGAAACUGGAGCGCCAUCACCAUCUUGAGUGGGCAGUUUUCGAGCAGCUCCACUGCAUACAGGAGCUCUCCUCCACCAUCAGCCACCGGGAUUGGCGGACUUUGCUGACGAUCGAGGAGCCCACCUACCCCGAGCUGGUAUGGGAGUUCUACACCACGUUCCAGUACCGCCCCAAGGCGGCCCGGGACUCCUACACGGUCACAUUCAGGCUGGGUGGCCGCCCACGUGAGCUGACUAUAGAUGGGGUGGCCUACGCCAUGGGGAUCGAGUACCACCCGUUCUCCCGCCACGAGGUCGAGGUCCCGAACCCGAACGACUGGAACAUGGAUGAGUUCUACCGGCGGAUAGCCCGACGCACCUAUGGGUGCGACUGCUUCGACGCUGGCCGGACAACUGUUCGCACCCUGAAGCCGCAGUGGCACAUUCUGAACCUGCUCAUCACCCGAUCCAUCGUCCCCAACGUCACUGGAUCCCACAAGAUCCCGAAGCGGGUACUGUACGCCAUGUACUCGAUGGGGUACCCGGAUCACAUGCUGCAUUUGGGUUCCUUCGUGGCUACCACCUUCUCUCGAUGCCACGGGAAGCCCAACUAUCUCUUUUGUGGUCCCGUGAUCACCCGCUUGGCGCGCCAUUUCGACAUCAGCUUCGAUGGCCUCACCAAUUCUAAUGUCCGGGGCGGCUCCACCCCCCUCAGUCGGGACGUGCUCCACAAUGCACUCCUCCUUGCCACUGACGGCACCCGCUCUUGGGUGGAUGGGCUCUCUAUGCCCCCUGAGGAGGAUGCCGACCUCGAUGAGGACGAAGAGGAUGUUGACUACACCGCCGAGGAGGGGGAUGAUGAUGAUGAUGGUGGUGGUGGUGGGGCCAUGGAUGCUGAUGAGCCGGAGACCCCACUCUCUCCACCAGGCGACCUUCGGCCACGACGGAGAUCAGAGAGAGGCGAGUCCUCCUCUGGUCCUUCUCGUGCGUCGAUGGCUUCUGGACCGUCGAUGGACUUCUUCACAUAGCAGUUCCAGCAGAUGGGACUCCAGUUCCAGCAGCUUGGCCUCCAGAACCAGCAGCUCAUGGACCAUCAGGUCCAGUUUUACUAGCACUAUUCGGCCCACCAGGUCGAGUACCAGUCCAGGAUUACGGUCGUCGACGAGCUCCUCGACCAGAUGGAGGCCCAGAUGGGAGUCACUGGUGCUCUCAUCGAGCGGGAGCGGGAUCUUGGCCGCCGAUUGAUGGAGUACUCGGAGCACCUGCUCCAGACUUGUCACCCACCGAGGAGCACCACUGGACCACCCGGUGGGAUCACUCGCCACUGCGACCACCAUCACCAUCACUAGAGGGGGGCGACGAUCUCAUGGACCAGAUUGACUUCACCGGUCUCGAGUAGGUUGUGCUCGUAGCCCCAUUUUGUGUUGUUUCCCUUUCUGUCAGAAUGCAAACUGUCUUGUGUGUUGGUUUAUUUUCUUUGCUUUCUUUUGAUUUUGGAUAAUGUACUAUUGGGCUGACCAUUGGACCUAACGUAUUGUGUUUGAGUUCUUUUGUUCCCUUUAGCUGUGUUGUGGAGCUAAGACCGUUGAAUCCAUGUGGUAAUGGUGACUCUGAUUGGAUUGUGUUAUGGACUCGUGUAUCGAACAGGGUGCUCAUGUGAAAAGUGAAAUGCAGUUGGUCCUCCAUGUCAAAAUCAUUAAAUCUUAACCAUGGGG
Messenger RNA from Linum trigynum, 1862 nucleotides. The record is from the annotation of a GenBank genome assembly. Lineage: Eukaryota; Viridiplantae; Streptophyta; Magnoliopsida; Malpighiales; Linaceae.